GCCCUCAGUGGAUUUGUACUUCUUCCGCUAUGCAGGAGUAGAAGCUGAUACCAUCAAGACGGAAGAAUGGACGUCAUGAGUUCAGUUAGGAUGAGUAAUAUUUUUAGUGUGUUUUACACAUUUUGUGUUUUCACCAAGUUUGCAUAUGCUGUUCAAGAAAGUACCAAUGGAAAGAGCGACCAAGAGUGUCAUAACUAUGCUGGGGGACACGUAUAUCCAGGAGAAGCAUUCCGUGUUCCCGUGUCAGAUCAUUCACUGCACCUCAGCAAAGCAAAAAUUUCAAAGCCUGCUCCUCACUGGGAGGGGACAGCUGUCAUUGAUGGAGAGUUCAAGGAACUGAAACUGUCUGACUACAAAGGAAAAUAUCUCAUCUUCUUCUUCUACCCACUGGACUUCACAUUUGUCUGUCCAACUGAGAUCAUUGCAUUCAGUGAUCGUGUCCAUGAAUUCCGUGCCAUCAAUGCAGAUGUGGUCGCAUGCUCGGUUGACUCUCAGUUCACCCACCUGGCCUGGAUCAACACACCCAGGAAUCAAGGUGGACUUGGAACAAUGAAAAUCCCUCUGCUCUCGGACCUCACACAUCAGAUAGCCAAGGACUAUGGUGUCUUUUUGGAGGACCACGGUCAUACACUCAGGGGCCUAUUCAUCAUCGAUGACAAAGGCGUUCUGAGGCAAAUCACCAUGAAUGACCUCCCUGUGGGGCGGUCUGUAGAUGAGACACUGCGGCUAGUUCAAGCCUUCCAGUACACUGACAAACAUGGAGAAGUGUGCCCAGCAGGGUGGAAACCAGGCAGUGACACGAUAAUCCCUGACCCUUCGGGCAAGCUGAAGUAUUUUGAUAAACUGAAUUGAAUGACCCAGUUUUCAAAAGCAACUGCCUGUUAAACACUUUGGUUGAAGUUCAAAAUAAAAUAGUUUUGAUAUUCUGGUG
Molecule: messenger RNA, 931 nt
Organism: Osmerus eperlanus (European smelt)
Lineage: Eukaryota; Metazoa; Chordata; Actinopteri; Osmeriformes; Osmeridae
Gene: prdx4
Product: peroxiredoxin 4
Exons: 7
Coding region: 67-852 (261 amino acids)
Biological process (GO): response to oxidative stress; hydrogen peroxide catabolic process; cell redox homeostasis
Cellular component (GO): endoplasmic reticulum; cytosol
Molecular function (GO): thioredoxin peroxidase activity
Source: RefSeq, a predicted model, not a curated record